Aspergillus calidoustus is the source of this 2777-nucleotide messenger RNA. NCBI's taxonomy places the organism in Eukaryota, Fungi, Ascomycota, Eurotiomycetes, Eurotiales, Aspergillaceae. The record is from the annotation of a GenBank genome assembly.
CGCCCACCUUGGCACAGGAGCCCAAACUUACAUCUCACAGCAUCGCCUUUCGAGUACUCUUUGUAUCCUGUGAAAUAUUCUGCGCCCUUCUUCAUUCUCAGGACAUCAGUCCAGCCACCAUGGCCAGUAACAGGAAUGCGGAGGUAUUCGAGCUGCCGGGGGAUUCAGUCAUGACCACUACCAUGGCCAGCAACAACCAUCCAGAGGUAUUCGAGUUGCCGGGUGAUCCAGUCACGAUCCCCCCUACCCCAAUCGCUGGCGACAGCAAAAGUGGCAUUAGUAUAACCAGUGACGGCCGCGUUGAUAUUGACUACAACACUACAUUGAUACGACGGUUCUCCAAGCUGUACACUUCUCAUUAUUCACCACGGCCUACGACUCCACCCCCCGAGUAUUCCGAGAUAGCCCCGCAGGCCGCCGACGACAAUAACAUAAGAUUUGGAUCUCCGCCGGCAUACCCAGAAAGCUCCUGGAAGAUCAAAUUGAAUAUUCUAAUCCAGGUGGUAGGCAGUCGAGGGGAUGUGCAACCAUUCGUUGCCCUCGGAAAUGAACUGCAGCGAUAUGGCCAUCGUGUGAGAUUGGCGACUCACGAUGUAUUCGAAGAUUUCGUCCGGGGCUCAGGGCUGGAAUUUUACCCCAUUGGAGGCGAUCCAGAGGAACUAAUGGCAUACAUGGUCAAGAAUCCCGGCCUUAUUCCCAGUAUGCGGAGUUUACAGGCAGGCGAGAUUGGGCGCAAACGAGCCAUGAUCCGCGAGAUGUUGGAUGGGUGCUGGCGAUCGUGCGUUGAGCCCGAUACGGCGACCCAGCUACCGUUUGUAGCUGACGCGAUAAUUGCCAACCCGCCCAGCUUUGCCCACAUCCACUGCGCCCAGGCAUUAAGUAUUCCGGUACACUUGAUGUUUACUAUGCCUUGGACCAGCACGAAGGCUUUUCCUCACCCGCUGGCGAACCUAACUGGCGGUGGCGAUGAAGACCAAGGUUUCAGGAAUUUUGUAUCUUAUGGCGUGGUUAACUGGCUGACUUGGCAAGGGGUGGGCGACGUGAUCAACCAGUGGCGAAAAGAGCUUGGUUUGGACGAGGUAGCCAUGUUUGAAGGGCCUCGUCUUGCGGAAAUCCUAAAGAUACCAUUUACAUACUGUUGGUCCCCAUCUCUCGUUCCCAGGCCUUCAGAUUGGCCUUCCUAUGUUGACGUCUGUGGUUUCUUCUUCCGUGAAUCUCCAAAAUAUGAUCCUUCGGCCGACUUGCUGUCCUUUCUUGCUGCCGGUCCACCCCCAAUUUAUGUUGGCUUUGGUAGUAUCGUACUGGAAGACCCAGAAAGAGCCACCGCUAUUAUUCUCAACGCCGUACGUGCAGCAGGCGUACGGGCGAUUGUUUCCAAAGGGUGGUCUAACUUGGGCGGGAUGCGCGAUGACAAUAUCUAUUACAUUGGGGAUUGUCCUCAUGAAUGGCUGUUUGACCGCGUGGCAGCUGUUGUGCAUCACGGAGGCGCCGGCACGACCGCUUGCGGGUUGCGAAAAUCCAAGCCAACAAUCGUUGUGCCUUUUUUCGGAGAUCAGCCCUUCUGGGGAGAUAUGGUCGCUGCAGCAGGCGCUGGCCCUACUCCUAUUCCACAUAGGGAGCUUACAGUCGAUAGGCUGGCCGAAGGGAUCCGAUAUUGCCUUGGCGAACAAGCGCGCCUGGCAGCCUCCUCUAUCGCUGCCAAAAUGCAGUCAGAGGUAGGUGUAAAGGCCGCUGUCGCCUCAUUUCACCGGAACCUGCCGCUUGAACGUCUGCAGUGUGAUCUAGAUUCGGGUCUAGCUGCAGUGUGGUCUUUCUCCAAGAGCCGUAGGAAAUUCAAGCUGUCCAAGAUUGCCGCGCAGGCCCUAAUUGCAGAUGGAUCAAUUGAUGCAAAAAGCCUUACAAUACAUGCCAUCCGCCCAAUCUUCAUUGAAAAUCGCCGAUGGGAUCCCGUCACGGGCGGAGCGUCCGCCGUGGUUGGGACAGCCACCGACGUCGCCGACUCUGUUCUAGGGGCCUUCUACAAGCCUGUCCUGGAGUAUCGGAAUUAUCGGGAGGAGCGCGAAGAUCCGCUCUCAAGCAGACGGUCGAACCGCUCCGUCGACAAUAUUUCCAAGGAAUUAUCUGUCGAUAGGGUCUCGACAGAUCACGAGAAGGAGCCGAAGGGUCUUGAGGUUGCCAGUAGCAAUGCUUCUACACUGUCUGCAGAUUCGCACUCACAAAAGCGAACAAAUACUGGCAAAGGAAAGCUUCUUGGUAGAAUGGCAGGCGCGUCUGCAAAGAGUCUGGGCAGCGUUGGUCCCACCAUGAUCAAGGGCGCGACUGUUGGCUUUCCCCUUGCUAUAACUGAAGGAUUGCGCAACGUUCCGCGGCUAUACGGUGAAGUGCCUCGAGACCACGGUCCGGUGACUGACAUCAAGAGCGGGUUUGCUGUUGCUGGGAAAGGGUUUGCGUGGGGAAUGGCGGAGGCGGUUAGCGACAUAGUCGUCAAGCCAUACCAGGGUCUUCAAGAGGAGGGUGCGAAAGGUGCGAUCAAAGGAGUUGGCAAAGGGGUGACAAACAUGGCAGCUAAAGCCGGCUCUGCCAUGUUUGGCCUCAUGGCAUACCCUACUGCUGGUAUCGCUCAGAGUUUACGGUCGUCAGGUCAGUCGCAGACGAGAAAGCUAAUCGCGAAGCAGCGCCAUAGUGAGGGCAUAUGGUUACUGGAGAGCGGUCAGUGUCCAGCGACGGACGACAUCGUGGCCACUUUUCGACAGAAAUUGAAGAGUAAGAAAGCCUGA